UCCAAAAUGAACCCUAAAUUGAUAGCGUUUGUUUGUGCUCUGCUCCACCUCGGCACCUUGACCCAUGUCCUUUCGGCCGCGAGCACAGUGCGUCCCUACAAGUUCGGCUUCACCAUCGACGAGCAGCAGCAUCGGGCGGAGAAGAGAGAUGAACGCGGCAUUAUCAUGGGCGAGUUUGGGUUCAUCACCGCCGAUGGAAUCUAUCACGUGACGGUUUACGCCACCGACGAGGAGGGCAAAUUCCGGAUAAUCUCCAUGAAGAGCUAUCCCUACGCGGGUCCAGUUGGUCCAAAAAGUGUUCCUGUGACAACGACCCCGAAGGUCCUGCUCUCCUCAGCUCCUGUGGCUCUGCCCAAGUACAACUUCAACACGGAGGCCUGCUCCGGUUGCUUCCUGAAUAAGUCCCCUCCCAAGACGGAGAUUCGCACACUUUCGCAGCCAUUGGCUCCAGUUCAACCAGGUUCAGCAACCGCCGCAGGAGUUUCUGGAGUGGCAGCGAAUGCACCAACCGGAAGUGUCUCCUCCAACGGUGGAGGUAGUCUCGGUGCAGGAGGUCCAGGCGGAAGAAUUGGUUCUGGAAGCGGCCUUGGAGGAGCGUCUGCUGGAGGCAAAGCUUCAGGAAUUGGCGGUGGAAUUGGAUCUGGAAGCGGACUUGGUGGAGUUGCUCCUGGAAGCAAAGCUUCUGGAUUCGGUGGAGGAAUCGGGUCUGGCGUUGGAAGUGCAUCAAGUGCAGCGGGUGAUCUGUACAAAUUCAAGUACGUCCUGGACUACAAUGGACACGAGGAGACCGGUGGACGCAAUGGUGACAAACAGGGUAGCUACUUCGCAAUCGGCGAGGAUGCAGUGCAGCGGACCAUUGAGUACAUUGCGAACGAGUUCGGAUUCCAGCCCCACGUCAGCUGGCGGAAAUUGGACGCCAAGGAGGCGCUGCCCAAGGAGAAUUCGCUGAAGCACUACGAGUUCAAAUGGUUUAAUCAGGAAUAG
This is a messenger RNA of Drosophila teissieri, 984 nucleotides long. RefSeq names its product protein lethal(3)malignant blood neoplasm 1 (gene l(3)mbn). The record is from RefSeq and is a predicted model, not a curated record. The transcript has 6 exons. Gene Ontology annotation, cellular component: chitin-based extracellular matrix. Bases 7 to 984 code for a protein of 325 amino acids. NCBI's taxonomy places the organism in Eukaryota, Metazoa, Arthropoda, Insecta, Diptera, Drosophilidae. Gene Ontology annotation, molecular function: structural constituent of chitin-based larval cuticle.